This is a messenger RNA of Phragmites australis (common reed), 1651 nucleotides long. RefSeq names its product zinc finger protein STOP1 homolog. Gene Ontology annotation, biological process: response to aluminum ion; response to acidic pH. The transcript is spliced from 2 exons. The record is from RefSeq and is a predicted model, not a curated record. The coding region runs from base 342 to 1475 and encodes 377 amino acids. Lineage: Eukaryota; Viridiplantae; Streptophyta; Magnoliopsida; Poales; Poaceae.
UCCAGCUGAGAGCCGCCGCCAUGGAGCCCACACACACAAGACACAUGGCAGCUUGAUUUCUUAUUACCACCACUAUAUAUAGUUAGCUCGAUUAGCUCAGCUGGACGAACAAUUUAAUUCACCACCGACACACAAACUAAAGGGUUUGGAGAGCAAAAGAUAAGUGGUCUGAUACUUAGCAAUUGAUCAGCUGGCACUCGAUCAAGCUCGGCGGCAUCUUGAUCUCAUCUUGAUUAGUUCCUUGAAGGUUUGCCACCAGGCUACAAGCCCGUUCGCUCUUGAUCUCACCUUCUGUCUGGAUCCAUUGAGCCAAAGCUGCGGCGAUUCUUGGGGCUCGGACCAUGGAGGCGUGCAACCUUGCGUACGCCAUGGAAGCUCAGCAGCACGAGCAGAGCCAAGCUGGGGAGUCGAGUUCCGACCCAAGGACGGUGCUGACGUACCUGACCUUCCUGGAGCAGAAGAUCGGGCACCUCCGCGGCAUCAUCUGCUCGGCGCCGGGGCAGAUCGUGUCGGCCGAGCUCAGCUGCAUCGCCGUGCAGCUCAUCUCCAUAUCCAAGAGCCUCGCCGCGAGCAGCGGGGCCACGGCAGAGGAGGACGCCAAGUCACCGCGGCCGUGCGUGGCGAUUCCGAACGAAGGGGACAGUGACGCGUCUGACCACGACCACCAAGCCGAGGACGACGGGCGCUUGCCCCCGGGCUCCUACGAGGUGAUCGAGCUCGCCAAGGAGGAGAUCCUCGCGCCGCACGUGCACUCCUGCAAGGUGUGCGGCAAGGGAUUCAAGCGCGACGCCAACCUGCGCAUGCACAUGCGCGGCCACGUCGACGAGUACAAGACGGCGGCCGCGCUCGCCAAGCCCGGCCGUGACGCGCCACCGGCGCCGGCACCAGACUCGAGGACGGAUCGGUGCUUCUACUCGUGCCCCUACGUGGGGUGCAAGCGGAACAGGGAGCACAGGAACUUCCGGCCGCUCAAGACGGCCAUCUGCGUCAAGAACCACUACCGGAGGAGCCACUGCGACAAGAGCUACACCUGCCGGCGGUGCAACGUCAAGCGGUUCUCCGUGCUCGCCGACCUGCGCACGCACGAGAAGCACUGCGGCCGCGACCGCUGGGUCUGCUCCUGUGGCACGUCCUUCUCCAGGAAGGACAAGCUCUUCGGCCACGUCGCCGCCUUCGAUGGCCACGCGCCGGCGUUGCCGCCCGAGGAGGAGGACGCGGCCGAUCGCCUUGGCGCCACCAAUGGCAGUGGUUCUGAUCAGAUGCCAAUGGGCAGUGAUGCAGUAAGCAGAAUGGCGACCAUGGAGUGCUUCUCCGACAGCAUGUUUGAUGAUUUCAGCUGUUCUGGCAUCGAAGGCUUUCCUCUCACCGAUGGACGAUGUAUAGACGACGGCCGAGGGUUCCUCUCACCGGUGCGCCUUGAUUCCUGCGACUUUGACGGAUUUGAUCUCUUCGAGGCACCAGGAAUUGAUUUCUGAUUUCUGAACUCUUUACCCGAUGCGAUUUAUUCCUUAGGGAAGAAAAAACUGAUGAAUGAUUUUAGAAUUUAUCCUUACUGAACUGGCACUAGCAUGUACAACAAUUAGGAAAGUGUACACUAAAAUAAAAGUUCCGAUUUCCUAAAUGCAAGAUCGCAUCUUGGUUUUGACAUAAA